Molecule: messenger RNA, 340 nt
Organism: Eurytemora carolleeae
Lineage: Eukaryota; Metazoa; Arthropoda; Copepoda; Calanoida; Temoridae
Product: calmodulin-like protein 11
Exons: 6
Molecular function (GO): calcium ion binding
Source: RefSeq, a predicted model, not a curated record
CAUGUCUGAAAUUAGCAAUGUUGAAAUUGAAGCUACUGAACAGGAAUUGCAAGAGCCCAUGAACCGUGGGUUACUACGCUCUGAACUCCAAGCAUAUCUAGUUAAAGCAAACAAUCAGCUCAUUAAACAUCAGGCCUUUAAACUCUUUGAUUUGGAUGGUGAUGGAGAAAUAACUAUCGAUGAAUUGAGAAGCUUAAUUGAGAAGGUUGGUGGAAGUAUGACCGAAGGCGAAGCAAAAGCCCUCAUCAAAGAGGCGGAUAAGGACGGAAAUGAGGGAGUGGACUACACUGAGUUCACUAGACUCUGGUCAGCUAUUAGAGGAGAGGGGGAGGAGGAGAAG